Molecule: messenger RNA, 2929 nt
Organism: Cryphonectria parasitica EP155
Lineage: Eukaryota; Fungi; Ascomycota; Sordariomycetes; Diaporthales; Cryphonectriaceae
Exons: 3
Coding region: 380-2413 (677 amino acids)
Biological process (GO): poly(A)+ mRNA export from nucleus
Cellular component (GO): nucleus
Molecular function (GO): protein binding; RNA binding
Source: RefSeq, a predicted model, not a curated record
CUUCCUUUGUCCUAUUCAGAAAGAAACGCCUCGCUUCGUCGCCAACCAUUCUGCAUCUUGAUACUUUUCUCACAUUGUUCUUAUUGAUGUGCUAUUCUUACUGGUCAGACAAGCGGGUCUGUUCGCAGCCCCCGUCUCGACGUCCUUGAAAGGACUGAGAGGUCCUGACCAUCUGAGUCUUUCUUCGACCAGCUCCCCUCGUCCACGAUUUCCCGACCAAGCUUGCUCCCUUCCGACGGCGACCAGAACUGCUACCAUACCCUUGGAACAGACCUCGACCUGGUUUUCUCCAGACAGUCCUUGCGCGACACACUUGGGCAACGCCUGCGCACCUCCAAGCUCUCAUACGAAACACGCAAAAUAGUCGACAGACCCGACUAUGGCACCACCCACUGGACCUCGUGGCGGCGCCAAUGCGAACACUGGCCGAAAUACUCGAAGCUCGACUGCAGCCACUCGCGGAGGCUUUCGUGGUGGUACCCGCGGUGGAAUCGCAAAGCGUGGCAGGUCGUCUGCUCCUCGAACUGAUCGUGAUGGAGAUCUCGAUAUGGACGCCGCUGGGGCUGGCAGCAAGCCUGGUGCCGGUGCCAGCAGGCCCACCAACUCAUCCACACGACGCGGCAAUGCAAGAGCUCCUGUCCCCAGCAAAACGAAUGCGCGGCUGCAGCAAAAUCUCACACGGCACCUCGGCGGGGAUACAUCGCAGGCAUCUCGCGCUCCCAACGCAGCCAGAUUAUCAGGUAACAACACGACCCUGAGAAUUCUGGGCUUGAAGUCCAGCAGAGCGUCUACCAAUGCAGACGGCGGUCUACGGAGUCUCCUUGAGUUUUUAGAGAAGAAGGCGACAAACGUCAAGACGACUGGCAGCGAUCGCAGUCGUCGCGUGCGUCCCGUUGCGAUCAAGAAGUCACUUCUCGAGGGUGACUUGGUCUACAUUUUAACCAGCGAUCAAGACGCCGACGAGGUUCUCAAGAUCAACGGCUUUACCUUCGCUGGCUCUGCCCUCACCAUCACUAAGAACGAGUGUGGUUGGCCCGCGGCGGAGACGGAGCAAAACGGAGGAGUCACUUUGUCAACACAGGCUCAGAAGGACAAGCAAAAGCUCCAAUCAGUCCUCGAGCGUCGGUACAACUUGGAGGCAAAGCUGCUUGAUCUGUCUGCUUUAGGGCAAGACCCAAUUCUUGUCGAGAUGGGUCUACUCUCCUCUGCUCCAGACACAGCCGAGAAGACCUUUAAAGUGCUCAUGAAGAUCUGUCAAGAACUUUUCAAGACGGCGCAACAGAAACGUGAGGCUAUGGAGAGCGUCUCUCUUGCAGGCAACGCGCUCAACUCGGUAAACCCGGUCUUCGACCUCGCAGAGACCUUCCCCGACCUGAAGCACCUCGAUCUAAGCAACAACCAGUUCUCCAGUGUAAAGCAGCUGAACAAAUGGCGCGGCCGUUUCCGACGCCUGGAGACGCUGCUCCUGCUAAACAACCCCAUCAUCCAGACGGAACCUGCUUAUGGCGCAGACAUAGUGGAAUGGUUUCCCUACCUGCAGAACCUAAGCAAUGUGAUAGUCAGGACCCCCGAGCAGAUUGCCGCGAUUCAACAAAAGGCCAAGAUCAAAGAAAUUCCCCAGAAUGGCAACGACUUCCGCGACGUCAACAACCUUGGACAAAAUUUCAUCUGCGAGUUCUUCCCCUUGUUCGACACAAACCGCGACCUGCUCCUGCAGACCUACUAUGACGAGCACAGCACCUUCACAAUCUCUGUUGUGAACAGCGGUGUCAAGGACAAAGACACCCCUGGACUUCCCUGGGCCCCCUACCUGAGCUUCUCACGCAACCAUCAGCGCAUCACCACGGAAGGCGCACGCUUCCAGCGAUACAUGAAAGGAGUCCGCAUACAAGAGCUGUGGCGGCAGUUACCCACUACCCAGCACCCUGGUUUCGAAACAAACAAGUACAUUGUCGACUGCCAUCCAAUGAAGGGCUUGCGUGACCCGGUCAACCGCUCACCUGAGGGAGAACUCGGCAUGAUCAUCACCAUGCACGGCGAGUUCACAGAGACGCAAGCUGAUGGCAAGAGCGGCCUGCGCAGCUUUACCCGGACUUUUGUCCUCGGUCCUAGCCUGACUGGACGUGGUCCCAUACGGGUGAUAAGCGACAUGGUCUCGCUGCACGCCUAUAACCCGCUCCCCACGAUCGCAAUCUCUGCUCAGAAUGCACCUGCGACCGCGCCUCCAGCUGCGCCACUGUCUCCUGAGGAGCAGCAACAAAUGAUGAUGAUGGAGCUCACAAAGCGUACCAACAUGACCCUCGAAUACAGCAAAAUGUGUCUCGAGGGAGCAGAGUGGAACUUUGACCGAGCAGUAGCCAUCUUCGAAGAAAAGAAGAUGGCCCUCCCAGCCGAGGCAUUCAUUCAAGCUUGAGCGUCCCAGACUGGACAGCUCCGCCUCAUAACAGCCACAUAUAGUUGUCCGUCCUAAGUGACAGGACAAAGGAGACCGUGCUCCCUUGAUCCAACCCAACUCAACGCGCACACAUCAUGCGAAUUCUAGAGACAAGCCUGUACGUCAGUAAACCGGCUCUUGGCAGGCGGAUGACGAUACAGGACGGGCAAAUAAAAUUAAAUUAAAAAAAAGGCAAGGAAAGGAAAAAGGAUGAAUUGACGGUCUCUUCCCGGAAGGAAAUUUUAUUGGUUUGAUUCUGGCAUUAGCGACAGGCAGGGGAGGAGUUAUCUGCUUUUGCGCCCAGCGCCAUUUUCCUGCUACUAUUUGACAAGUGGCAGCGCUGGGCUCUGUGGUUGGCUCGGCAGCAUCACGGAGGAAUUGGGAGGCUGUCAUGAAAAGAUGCACCAGAGCCAAAGCUGCAUGAUGAAUAUCACAUGUGGUACCAAAUUGAGUAAUACAACAAUGAAGAAGAUAGAAGACGAGAUACCCUCGCAU